This is a messenger RNA of Manis javanica (Malayan pangolin), 1399 nucleotides long. The record is from RefSeq and is a predicted model, not a curated record. NCBI's taxonomy places the organism in Eukaryota, Metazoa, Chordata, Mammalia, Pholidota, Manidae.
AGACCACACCCUUGCCAGCUUAUGAUGGGGCCUGGGGCACUCCUCUCAGAUUGGCCAAGCGCUACAGUCAAGACUGGGCAUUCCUGUUGUACUGGCACUGGGAGGUUUCAAAAGGCCCUGUGACAGGGGACACAGCUCUCCCAUUUGUUGCUGCCCUGGGCCCACUGCCUGCCUUCCAGGCCUCAGCAGGCCCUCCUUCUUGUCUCCUGUUCAGCCUGUGAUGACAAGUUGUCCUGUGGGCAUCUCUAGGCCCAGGAAGGGAGAGCAGCGCUGCGUGGGCGCUGCACAUCGUUCCUGGCUUCUGAGGACAGCCUCAUGGCUCCGGCUCAUUAGCCUGCAGCAGCGUGUCCCUGUCUCCCCACUUUGCAGGCAAAGGUACCUGGAACCUGCCUGCUCACCAUUCGUGUCCUGCAGGCCCGUGGGUUGCCCUCCAUGGACCUAGUGACCCCCUCUGACUGCUAUGUAACACUGUGGCUGCCCACGGCCUCUAGCCACAGGUUGCAGACACGCACAGUCAAGAACAGCAGCAACCCCAUCUGGAACCAGAGCUUUCACUUCCGCAUCCACAGUCAGCUCAAGAACAUUGUGCAGCUGCAAGUCUUUGACCAGGACUUCCUGACCAGUGAUGACCCCAUGUUGUCAGUGCUGUUCGAUGUGGGGACAUUGCAGGCCGGGGAGUUCCGCCGUGAGAGCUUCUCACUGAACCCUCAGGGUGAGGAGCAGCUGGAAGUUGAAUUUCGUCUGCAGAGCUUGACGGACUGUGCUGAGCACCUUGUCAGCAAUGGCAUCCUGGUGGCUCGGGAGCUCUGCUGCUUGCAUGUUCAGCUGGAGGAGGCAGAGGACCAGAAGGAGUCAAAGGGCAGAGUUCAGCUUGCGGUUCCUGGGUCCUUUGAGGGUCCACAGGAGGCUUCAGUGGGUGCUGGCUCUUUCUGCUUCCACUGCCCGGCCUGCUGGGAGCAAGAGCUGAAUGUUCACGUGCAGGAUGCCCCCCAAGAGCAACUGAAGGUGCCCCUGAGGGCCCUGCCCUUUGGCCAAGUGGUGAGGCUCGUCUUCCCCAUGUCCCAGGCUGCACCCUGGACAAGUGCUGGGCCAGGCUGUGGGGAGAGGGGCCCCCUGACCAUUCCUGCCUUCCAGCCUCAGGCCUGGCUCUGUGGAGCCCCUGAUGAGGGUGAAGCUGAAUAAAGAACAAGGGUGAGAGCUGCUGGGCCCUGGAAAAGGGCAUGAGGGGAGCAGCGCGGUGGGUGGCCACUGGCCAGCACUCAGCCUGGAGCAGCAAGCGGGAGAGACCGGGUGGCUCCCAGCAUAGCUGCUGCCAGUCCUUGCGAGACACUCAGUGAUUUUCUCCCAGGGGGGAGCACCAAGUGUGGGUAGCCUUAGCAGAUAAAGGUUCUUCUUGUUA